Halteromyces radiatus is the source of this 931-nucleotide messenger RNA. RefSeq lists its product as uncharacterized. The record is from RefSeq and is a predicted model, not a curated record. The coding region runs from base 137 to 841 and encodes 234 amino acids. Lineage: Eukaryota; Fungi; Mucoromycota; Mucoromycetes; Mucorales; Cunninghamellaceae. The transcript has 4 exons.
GUUUUAAAAGACCGAUUGAAUUCUUUCUUUUUUGGAAUGACAAUUUCCCAAUGGUUUGAUCCUUUUCUUUCUUUCUUUCUUUGUUCUUUUUAACGUAGAACCGCAGCUUCAACACGACCAAUAAACUCUUUCAACAAUGAGUAAUAUUAUUAUGGCCACAGAAAAAAUGGUGAAGGACUAUAUGAAAUCAUUUGAUCCUUCUCAUGACAUGUUUCAUAUUGAACGUGUACGCAAACUUGCAUUGGAAUUGGCUCAUGAUAGUGUUUCGCAUGGCAAGAAGGUUGAUAUGGAGAUAGUAGAACUGGCCGCUUUAUGUCAUGAUGUUGGUGAUCCCAAGUAUUAUCAAGGUGUAAUCACUGGGGGUGACAUUGUAUCAUCGUUUUUGACUCAAAAAGGUUAUGACUCCUUCAAGGCUGAAUUGGUGUCUCGUAUAGUGAACAAUGUGGGAUUUAGGAAAGAACUUGGUUGGAAUGACAAGAUAGACGAUCCUUGUUUUGUUCAAUGGCGCAAUAAUUGUAUUGAACUUCAUGUGGUGCAAGAUGCUGAUAAACUGGAUGCUAUGGGUGCUUUUGGCAUUUUACGAUGUGGAGCGUAUUCUGGCAAAAUCAAUGUUCCUUUAUAUGAUCCCUAUUCAGAUCCUAUUCGUUUCAUGACCAAAGAUCAAUAUGAGGAACAGACAGUGGCGAAAAAUGGAUCAGCUAUCAAUCAUUUCCAUGAAAAACUAUUAAAGUUAUCAUCUAUGUUGCGAACACCAAAAGGGAAAGAGCUAGGAAAACAGCGUCAUGAUUUUAUGCAACUAUUUAUAGAGCAAGUGACUAAGGAAUAUAAUAUGGAAUCAUAGACAGUAGUAUUAUUAUUUGAUUUAUUUUAAUCUCUAAUGAAACUCUAAUCAAUAAAAGUAUUCUCUUUUGAAAACUUUUUCUUUUUUAUU